CAAACUUUGAGUCGAUCCCGAACUACACACACCACAUUCCAUACAACUUUAUCACGCAUCUUCCUCCCGACUAGCAAGACAUCGCAACUCAACAAUUCAUCACGCGUAUCGAGAGACUGCGCCAAGUGGGGACGACAUGUUGCCGCUGGAACCACCAGAACCCGAGCCCUUGAGCUUAAGCGACAUGCUACAUAUGGACUCGGACGAAGAUGAUUCAGGAGAGGAUGAGAUUGAUGAUGGAAUUAUUGAGGAACUAAGUGAACCUCAGAGGAGAUUCAGGCGACCAACGUAUGGCCACAACAAGUCAAAUGGGCAAAAUGGUGCCCUGCGGUCAAAUACCCAGCAAGGAUCAUCCACUAAAGUUGACCCCGCCAUUGUCGAGUACCAAAUAGCACAACUUCUCAACCAAAAGGACCAUGCUGGCGCAGCUGCAUUUGCCGUUGUCGUAGCUGCUGCAGCAGACGCAUUGAAGACACAGGGAUCGUCCGACACCCCGGCAGAGAGCAUAGUCCAACUUGCAGCUUUGCUACAGGCGGCAGCUCAGCAGCAGCAACAACCCCAGUCUCAGUCUCAGCCAGAAUCUGUGGAACGUAUAUCAGCCCCUCCAACCGAGGCAGCGUCGCGCCCAGGUGCAAGCAAUGGAUAUGCGUUGAGUUCUUCGGUCAACGUAUCCCCCCAACC
This is a messenger RNA of Dacryopinax primogenitus, 681 nucleotides long. RefSeq lists its product as uncharacterized. NCBI's taxonomy places the organism in Eukaryota, Fungi, Basidiomycota, Dacrymycetes, Dacrymycetales, Dacrymycetaceae. The record is from RefSeq and is a predicted model, not a curated record. The annotation marks the transcript as partial. The transcript has a single exon.